Molecule: messenger RNA, 1131 nt
Organism: Naegleria gruberi
Lineage: Eukaryota; Heterolobosea; Eutetramitea; Acrasida; Naegleriidae
Exons: 1
Coding region: 1-1131 (376 amino acids)
Source: RefSeq, a predicted model, not a curated record
AUGCCAUCAUUCAAUCAGGCCAUAAAUUUACCAUCAGCAACUCGGACAUCACUUCUCACGUUAACAAAACGAACACUUAUUGGAAUUGACAUCCUAGUACUUGUUGUUCCUUCAAUAGUUUUUGCAAUUUGGUCCUCAAUUUUAUUAUACGAUACUAUCAAGAUUGAUAAUUCUCUAUUGAUUAAAAAUUCAAAGAAUUAUUCGGAUCCAUUUUCAGUUAUUAUUGAUGAAAAUAAUAAUUCAUCAAGUAUUUUUAAUUCUACAGCUGUUUUUGCUAAUCAAGACACUGGCAGUUAUGUUCCAUUGAUUUUUCAAUGUUUGACAUUUUCGAUUUUGUUUGGAUUGACUAUAGCUGAUUGGUUGAAUGUUUUGAUUGUGAGUUUUGGAGGUGAAAUUUGUGAAAGAUUUGCAUUGUGGAGAUGGAAACAGAAAAAGAUAAAGGAAAAUCCAUCACUAGUAUUUUCAGAAGAGACAAAUGAGAGGGCAGAGAUGGAGGAUGCUGCAACAGAUGCCAACAUUCCACCAAUUAAUGAACAUUGGAUUGAUGAGGAUGAUACCUGUGAAAUGGCUCAAACUACUUGUUUGGCUCAUGGUGGUUUCAUUAUUGUGAAAUGGAUCAUUAUGGGAGGUAUCAUUUUGGGUCUCUUUUCUUGGUUUACCUAUGAAUUAUUGACGACCAAUAAUAGAUUGAAAGGUGGCAAGAGUAUUCUCUCUGGACAUGAUAACAAUACCAUAAUUGGAAACCCUGCAGUUGGUUCACUUGAUUCAACCUCUGCCUAUUGGAUCAAUUCUCAAUUGGCAACACCACUCAACACCACCACCAACACAACCAUGGAUGCUUGUGCUACCUUAUUUUUCACACCAGUUGGAACCAAAAGUGGCUCUUCCUUUCUAAUGCAACGUUCCAAAAUCUCUUCCUUUGGAGAUUCUGUUUUCAUUUACAUGUUGGUGAGAUGGUUAAUCUUUGGUUUGUCUCUCCUCAUUUCAAUUUCUGUUAGUAUCCUUGUUGCUUGCUUUGGGUGUUGCACCUGUUUCUCUGAGAAGAAUAACAAGAAACGAAAAUCAAAUAGAAUUGGAGAAAAUGUAAUCUAUCGACCUCUUUCCACUCUAUCCGAUGAAGAAGACGAUUAA